AUGUCCAACAACAACUACGACUCUAUCAAGCUCGUCGCCGUCUCGCCUCCGAUCGACGUCUACGGCCGCGUCCGCAACGAGCCCGUCACGCUCGUCCUCCGCGAGAACCUCUACGCCGACUCGCCGACUGACUACGCGAUCUGCGACCUGAACGGCGAUGUCGUCGUGACCCUCAAGGCCAAGAACCACUCGGUCACGAACAAGAGGAGAGCUGUACGAGAUUCACGACAAGAUCUUCACCGUCCACGCCUCGAUGGUCGGCAAGAAGGAGGGCGUGCAGCUGUUCAAGGUCGAGGACGAUCGGGUUCCGAGCAGACGAUGGAGCUCGACGGCGACUGGGCCGGCGACGGAGCCGUCCUCUCGUUCUACGACAAGUCGACCAAGAAGCCGACACAGCCCGUCGCCAAGGCCUCGCGAAAGAGCAUGACCGUCAAGCCGGGCGCGUACGACGACCAGACCUACUUCUUCACCGUUGCGCCUGGUAUCGACAUUGCCCUCAUGGCAGGCAUCGCUGUCUGCUUCGACGAGAUCCGCCGCGGCCUCGAGUACGGCGGCUAA
Messenger RNA from Trichosporon asahii var. asahii CBS 2479, 558 nucleotides. RefSeq lists its product as uncharacterized. The transcript has 3 exons. NCBI's taxonomy places the organism in Eukaryota, Fungi, Basidiomycota, Tremellomycetes, Trichosporonales, Trichosporonaceae. The record is from RefSeq and is a predicted model, not a curated record. Bases 1 to 558 code for a protein of 185 amino acids.